CGCUGUGUUUGUUAUAAACCCGCCUCCUACUGCUGGGAAGACGAGGAGACUGAUUUCUAUAGCUGUCAGUCAACAGCGAUACGAGGGAGGGACCGGCACUGCCCGCAGGUGUUCUCCUGUAUACGGUAGUACUUUCCAAGGCUUCGUUCAGAAAGUGGAUCUGCGACGAAAUCUAGCUACGAAGUGGCUGCGGCAGGCAGUGAAUGUCUGAAGAAUUAGGUGGUGUGCACAUUUGUCAUCCAUCCAGAAGAGGCUGAUAUGAUGUUGCUAUGAGUAAAAUGUUUAUUCUGUAACAGUACAUAAAAAACUGGCAAUCAAGAUGGAAAAUAAUGUAACAACAAUUUCUCGAGAGGAACUGGAAGAACUAAAAGAAGCAUUCAAUAAAAUAGACAUUGAUAAUAGUGGAUAUGUCAGUGAUUAUGAACUUCAAGAUCUUUUCAAAGAAGCAAGUCUUCCAUUACCUGGCUAUAAAGUUCGUGAAAUUGUGGAAAAAAUUAUAGCAGUGACAGAUAGUAACAAGGAUGGCAAAAUCAAUUUUGAAGAAUUUGUAUCGGUUAUUCAGGAACUGAAAAGUAAAGAGAUUAGCAAAUCAUUUCGAAAAUCCAUAAACAAAAAACUGGGGAUUACUGCAAUUGGAGGAACAUCAUCCAUUUCCAGUGAGGGAACUCAGCAUUCUUACUCAGAAGAAGACAAGGUUGCAUUUGUUAACUGGAUAAAUAAAGCUCUUAAAGAUGACCCUGACUGCAAACAUUGCCUCCCUAUGGAUCCAUCAGAUGCUAGCCUUUUUAAGUCACUUGCUGAUGGUAUCCUCCUUUGCAAAAUGAUUAAUUUAUCUCAGCCAGAUACAAUUGAUGAAAGAGCAAUUAAUAAGAAGAAGCUUACAGCAUUUACUAGAUCAGAAAAUCUAGAUCUAGCACUAAAUUCUGCAUCGGCUAUUGGCUGUACAGUAGUUAACAUUGGAUCACAAGAUCUAAUAGAUGGAAAGCCACAUUUGGUGUUAGGAUUACUAUGGCAAAUUAUUAAAGUUGGGCUUUUUUCUGAUAUAGAGAUUUCCAGAAAUGAAGCUCUUAUUGGUUUACUAAGUGAUGAAGAAGAAUUGGAGCAAUUAAUAAAAUUGUCUCCAGAAGAACUUCUGCUACGCUGGGUUAACUACCAUUUGAAUAACGCUGGGUGGAAGAAAAUAAGCAACUUUGGUCAAGACAUUAAGGACUCAAAAGCUUAUUAUCAUCUUUUGAAUCAAAUUGCACCCAAAGGAGGCAACAAUGGAGAAAAAGCCAUUGCCAUAGAUCUUUCAGGUUUUAAUGAACCAAAUGAUUUGAGGAGAGCUGAAUAUAUGCUUCAACAAGCAGAUAAAUUGGGUUGCAAACAGUUUGUGACGCCUACAGAUGUGGUUGCAGGCAACCCUAAACUUAAUAUAGCCUUUGUUGCAAACCUCUUUAACACAUACCCUGCCCUGCAAAAGCCUAAAAACAAUUCUUAUGAUUUCAGUUUAUUAGAAGGUGAAAGUAAGGAAGAGAGAACAUUUAGAAACUGGAUGAAUUCAUUGGGGGUUACUCCUUAUAUUAAUCACUUAUACAGUGACCUUGCUGAUGGUUUAGUAAUCUUUCAACUGUAUGAAAUGAUCCGUGUACCUGUAGAAUGGAGUCAUGUCAACAAACCCCCAUAUCCUGCACUUGGGGGUAACAUGAAAAAGAUUGAAAAUUGUAACUAUGCUGUAGAACUGGGAAAGACAAAUGCCAGAUUUUCAUUGGUUGGAAUCGGUGGAAAAGAUCUCAAUGAAGGCAAACCAACCUUGACCUUGGCACUAGUCUGGCAAUUAAUGAGAAGAUAUACUUUGAAUGUACUAUCAGACCUUGGAGAAGGGGAGAAAGUAAAUGAUGAAACUAUCAUUAAAUGGGUGAAUCAAACUCUUGCAAAUGCAAAUAAGACAACUUCAAUAUCUAGCUUCAAGGACCAAUCCAUAAGCACUAGUUUGCCAAUAUUAGAUUUAAUAGAUGCUAUUGCACCAAAAGCAGUCCACUCAGAAAUGGUCAAGAGAGAAGAUCUAACACCAGCAGACAAGCUAAAUAAUGCUAAGUAUGCUAUUUCUAUUGCUCGGAAAAUUGGUGCUUGUAUAUAUGCCUUACCAGACGACUUGGUAGAAGUGAAGCCAAAAAUGGUCAUGACAGUGUUCGCAUGUUUAAUGGGAAGAGGAUUAAACAAAAUAAAAUAAAGAACAGUUUCUUUUCCUUUUCUGCCAUGAUAAACGCAUUGAAUGCCUCAUUGUUUACAGACUAAUAUAAAGCAGAUAGUUUAUAUAUAUAUAUAUAUAAAUGUGGAAAAGUAAAGAUAGAUUAUUUAAAAUGAUUUCUUUUUUAGUUAUCACUUGAAAUGUGUAUUACAUCAGUAUACUAGCUAACUGUUAACAUGAUGCAAUAAUUGUAAUUAACAUUACUAUGUUCAGCAGCUUUUUUAACCUGUAUAUGAUUUUUCUCAGUGCAAAGAUUCCCAAGAUUAUAAAGUGCUAUUUUAGGAAAUACUGUGAAGUCAACAUUUUUGAUUGAUAAGAUACAUUUCAAUUGUUGCUAGCAAACUUCUCUUGCUAUGGUUAUAAAAUAAGGAGACAAUGUUUUCAAUAAAAGAGAAUAUAUGUAGCUCAA
Molecule: messenger RNA, 2639 nt
Organism: Thamnophis elegans (Western terrestrial garter snake)
Lineage: Eukaryota; Metazoa; Chordata; Lepidosauria; Squamata; Natricidae
Gene: PLS1
Product: plastin 1
Exons: 17
Coding region: 320-2212 (630 amino acids)
Biological process (GO): actin filament network formation; actin filament bundle assembly
Cellular component (GO): actin filament; actin filament bundle; cytoplasm
Molecular function (GO): calcium ion binding; actin filament binding
Source: RefSeq, a predicted model, not a curated record